This is a messenger RNA of Paramisgurnus dabryanus, 3698 nucleotides long. RefSeq names its product sialidase-1-like. Lineage: Eukaryota; Metazoa; Chordata; Actinopteri; Cypriniformes; Cobitidae. Gene Ontology annotation, biological process: oligosaccharide catabolic process; ganglioside catabolic process. Gene Ontology annotation, cellular component: intracellular membrane-bounded organelle; cytoplasm; membrane. Gene Ontology annotation, molecular function: exo-alpha-sialidase activity. The record is from RefSeq and is a predicted model, not a curated record.
UGCAAAUAUACUCUGACGUCACCGUUGGGCAGUCAUAUGACUGUUUGGUGGUAAUGGAGGCGAGGUUUCCGCCGUUGAUAUCUGUCAACGUUACCGCUUUUACAAAUCCUGUCAAAUAAAAUCGACAAGAAACAACACAGAGGGAACACUGCUGUGUGAAGACAGUUCACUGAUCGUGUCAAUGGAUUUUAUUCUACAGUUUUGGACGAUAAUUUGCGUUGCCUUGUUUCCUUGCGCGUGUGCGAACUACACUCAGAUUGACCCGCUCAUAUAUGAGGAGCAGUUGCUGUGGGUCGCUGGUGGAGCUGGUCAGGUGAACACCUAUCGAAUCCCACUGCUAACCUUCACAUCACGUGGAAGUCUGCUGGCAUUCGCUGAAGCCAGAAAACAGUCAUCAAGUGACAUCGGGGCAAAAUUCAUUGCAAUAAGACGCUCUACAGACAGAGGAGCCACCUGGUCUCCCACCUCAUUCAUAGUGGACGAUGGCUUUUUAGCAGAUGGGCUGAACCUGGGUUCGGUUGUUGUGGAUGAGGAUACGGGUGCCGUGAUCCUCAUCUACUCUAUGUGCUUUCACCAUCACCAUUGCAGCCCCUCGAGCACCAUGCUGGUCGAGAGCCUGGAUGAUGGUUUCACCUGGAGCCCUCCACGAAACCUCUCCGUCGAGCUGGGGGUGAAGAGUUUUGCUCCUGGGCCUGGCUUUGGAAUACAGAAACGGUACCCACCCAAAGUAGGACGCUUGGUGGUGUGUGGGCAUGGAUCUAUUGCUGGUGAUGGGGUCUUCUGCAUUUUGAGUGAUGAUCAUGGUAAAUCCUGGAGAUAUGGAGCUGCUUUGAAGAGCAUCCCUUACAACCAACCUAAACAGAAUCUGGACUUCAACCCAGAUGAGUGUCAGCCAGUCGAGCUGGAGGACGGAAGCAUAGUCAUCAAUGUACGCAACCAGAACAACUAUCACUGCCGCUGUCGAAUAAUAGUGCGGAGUCUGGACGGAGGCGAGACUCUGCCUGUAGAGGAGCUAGUUUUUGACAAAACGCUGGUGGAUCCCGCGGUCGCAGCUGGUGCCCUGCAGAAACAAGGAGUGGUGUUCUUUACCAACCCAGCCAAUGCUCAAGACCGAAUCAAUCUGACUCUUCGCUGGUCUUUCACUGAUGGAAAGUCAUGGGAGAAGGAGGUGGUCCAGAUAUGGGCGGGGCCCAGUGGUUAUUCCUCUAUGACAUCACUCAAAGGGGAUUCUCCCGAGGACAACAAAUACAUCUUCGUCAUUUACGAAAAGGGCCAUAAAGACAUCAUAGAAACCAUUUCUUUUGUCAAAAUCCAUCUAUUUGGAGGAAAGUAGCAUAUGGGUGGAGGGAGGGAGUAAAAAGGGACAUUUUGGGUUUCAGCCUGAUCCAUAACAAUUUUAAAAGUUUUUACAGUAUAUUUGGAAUAGAGACCGUACUAUGCAAUGAUUGGUUGGUUGAUGUUGAUUUAAAUGAAUCCUGUUCCAGAAUGAAUCAAGACAUCCUGGUUUAAUGUGACACCAAUAUAUAAACAAUUAUGACUGUACUUUCUCCCAUGCCCAAUAUUUGCUAGAAUAUAAGUGUUUUUUUUAUGAAAGAAGUGUUAUUUUAUGCAGUCACACAACAGUACCUGCUAUAGCACAUUGCUCGCUUUUAAUGUUUCUUAUCAGCUCAGGUCGUUUUUCUUGCUGAGCAUUUUACUGGUUCUUAUAAAUUAUAGUAAUGUGAUUGUUUUAGGUAGUUAAAGUGAGCAAUUUACUGUGGUAUGGCUUAAAUAAUGUUUUACAUACAUAUGCAUUUUUUCAUGUUAAUUACCAGUGGCAGCUUGUGACUUCUUUUUCCAAGGAGGCACGAAUGUGAAACUCGUCAAAACAUUGUCAUGUGUGUGGCUCUUCAUUUAUAAAUAUGUUUUCCAUGCAUCAUGUGACCCCAUGUGCAUUGUGCAUCAAGUCAAAAUACGUGCUUGCUACAGAGGAUUUGUAAGUGUUUAUGAUAAAAGAGUUAUCCACGCGCACGACACCCCAAACGCAAAUUUUGACAUGACGAGCCAUGUGCACGACACCCCAAACGCAUUUUUUGACCUAAUGAGCCAUGUGCACGACACCCCAAAUGCAUAUUUUGACAUGAUGAGCCACUUGCACGACACCCCGAACGCAUAUUUUGACAUGAUGAGCCACGUGCACGACACCCCGAACGCAUAUUUUGACAUGACGAGCCACGCGCACGUCACCCCGAACGCAUAUUUUGACAUGAGUUACGACAUCCCGAUCGCAUAUUUUGACAUGACGAGCCAUGCGCACGACACCCCGAUCGCAUAUUUUGACAUGAGUUACGACAUCCCGAUCGCAUAUUUUGACAUGACGAGUUACGACAUCCCGAUCGCAUAUUUUGACAUGACGAGCCGCGUGCACGACAUCCCGAUCGCAUAUUUUGACAUGACAAGCCACGUGCAUGACACCCCAAAUGCAUUUUUUUACAUGAUGAGCCACACGCACGUCACCCCGAACGCAUAUUUUGACAUGAGUUACGACAUCCCGAUCGCAUAUUUUGACAUGACGAGCCACGCGCACGACACCCCGAUCGCAUAUUUUGACAUGAGUUACGACAUCCCGAUCGCAUAUUUUGACAUGACGAGUUACGACAUCCCGAUCGCAUAUUUUGACAUGACGAGCCGCGUGCACGACAUCCCGAUCGCAUAUUUUGACAUGACAAGCCACGUGCAUGACACCCCAAAUGCAUUUUUUUACAUGAUGAGCCACACGCAUGACACCCCAAACGCAUAUUUUGACAUGACAAGCCACGCGCACGUCACCCCGAACGCAUAUUUUGACAUGACGAGCCACGUGCAUGACACCCAAAUGCAUAUUUUGACAUGAAGAGCCACGUGCUUGAUACUCCAAACGCAUAUUUUGUUUUUGGCCGCCCCUGUUUCUUUGAAAAAAUUCUAAUUUGACCCGAUUUUGGUUAUGUUGACAGUGACACCAUCAAAUAUUUCUGAUAUGAGCUGAAUAUGGGAACUUUGUCCAUAACCCCUAAACUACACAUGAAGUCAUGUUGAGGUUUUGGGUUGUACAGUCUUCCAUGCAUUUACCUCAUUGUGCUGGUGGACAUUGUUUGUAGAAGCCAGCAAUUCUUUCCAUUAACAGGCUACUGGAAGUGGUUUUUAAAUAUAUGUGCCUGUAAUUUUUUCACAUCAUUACAUUUGAUAUUUGCUGCAAGUCACGUGCACUUGACUUGUCACUUUGCAUCAUUUUGCACAUUUUAUUGUUCAAUAAAUUUGUUAGUUUUGAUAGGUAAAUGUGACAUGUUCCUGACUUAUCUUAUAACUUUUGGACUUUUCCACUGAAUUGAUGCCAUUUGCAUGUUGUAACUCAUCAAAAUUGUUUUUUUUUUAAUCUUUUUUUGCUUAAUCUAAUAACACACAUAUUUUGCUUUUCAAAAUGAGUAUUUGUCAAUCUCAGGUAACUAGUUUAUUUUUAACAUGGUUUCUUAAUGGAGGAUGGAGGCAUUUUGGUAAGAGGACUGAGUUUUUAGCAUAGAUUUAGCAAACACAUUAUGAUAACGUUAAAAUUAAUACAUAUCGGUUUGUAGUCCACGUACUAUGGAGGGAUUUUCUGGUGAGAUUGUAAACUAAAAGUCUGUAUGUGUUUUCACUUUGGACUUGAUUUAAAUUUUUAUUCUGCACAGCUCUUUGGUCAAUUU